AUGGCGCACCCACGAGCAGAAGUGUUCGAAGACGAAUUUCCCCUGAUCCGAAGCUGUCCAGCCUUAAACGAAAUCCGUCUUGCGGAGGAAAUUAAGGACUUGACGAUAGAGGUAGCCUCCCUUACCGCGAAUAUUCAUGUUUGCUUGCGUGUUAGGUCAUGGACGGGGCAGAGCUUCACGCCAAUCGUAUUAUAUUGGCGGCUCGCAUUCCGUCUUUGCGAGCCCCUCUCAGUGGCCCUCUCGGAAGGAAGAAUUCCGUUCUGCGAUGGCCGACCGUGCCACUGAGGUAAAUUUAUCGUCGAUUUGGUGAUUUUGCUUACUGCUUCUGCACUUUCUAGUCUCGCAAAUACGUUCGUGCAGUACGUCUACACGGGCCGAGUGAAGAUGAGAGAAGACAAUGCAAAGGCCCUGGUGAUGCUUGCAAGAAUGCUUGAGUUGCCUCACCUGGAGAACUGGGGAGUGGCAUUCAUGGCCAGGCGGUACGCGCAUUUCCUGUCUAACUGUCUGUUCUGCAGGCUCACUUUAGAGAACCUGUCAGCCGUCUGGGACUUUGCGAGGUCGGUGAAUGUUGAAGAACUGACUGAAAAGUGCAUCGGACUGAUGAAGGCGCACUUUGAAGACUUGGUGCCAACCGACCUCUUUGUUCGUCUACCUGCCCAAACUCUGCUCACUGUGCUUCAAAGUGUGGAUUUGUCUGUGUCAUCUGAAGAGCAGGUUAUUGCGGCCAUCGCACGGUGGGUGGAUGCAGGUGCGUGCCUGGCGGAUGAUGACAAAAGGCUUCAAGUUUACGCUCCAGCAAUGUUGAGGGAGGUGCAGUGGCACCAGACGACCGUGAAAUGUCGCGAUCGUCUGCUGCAGCACUAUCCGGCAUUCAGGAGGAGUCCAGAGUGUCUGUAAGUAUAUGCCACUGCAGCCUUGUUAUUUUUUUCUCUAAAAGUUGUCUAAUGUUUCAGAUCUCCAAUUGGAUUGGCGCCUCAGAAAAGGAUAAGCGCUCCUGUCCCUUCAACAUUAGGCCUCGUGUUCGUCAGACAUUCUUUGGAGCAGACAGAGAUCCGACAAUCUUCCUCUUUGGAGAGGACAGGCGGAACGACGGUCAUGAGGGGGUCAGGUUGUCUGUCCUCCUUGGAACAGACAGGCAGCGAAGGUGGUCUGUCCUGCGUUGGAAUCCGCGUCUGCAGCAGGCAGAACGCGUUGCUGACAUGGACGGUGGCCGGGGGGGCGCCUCCUACAGUGCGAUGGGUGGUGAGUUGCCGGACAGUUGUUUGACUGAAGUCUACUGCCUCUGUGUGCAGGCCUGUCAGCACAUUUUGCUACCUACGGGGUGCAUUUAGCGCUCGUUGCUUUUUGCUUUUUAAAGAAUGCAAGCCCUUUUUAAGCUGGCUACUUUAUGCAUUGUUUUUUUCCGCCACCACCACCAAACGGAAGAGAGCAUUUUCGUUGUUGGAGGAGGAGAAGGUGGCUCUAGUCGGCGUGUUGAUGAGUUUCUGGUGAGAGAAGGGCGCUGGCGCGAGCGGGCGCCCCUCGCCGUUGGACGCUUCGGGCACGCAGCCGCCGUCGUGAAGCUCCCGACCGCUGCCGUUGACGGAGAGGAGACGCUGAUUGGCGUUUUCGGUGGAUUGGGCCCAAUUUCCUUCUGUGAGGUCUAUGACGUCAGGCAGGACAGGUGAGUGCAGACGCCCCGUCUUGACGCACAGUUUUUUUUCGCCAAAAAGAUUUCUCUCCUCUUCUCCUCACUCGACUGUUUGCCCGAACAGAUGGCACAAACUGCCCGAUCUGCCGGAGGCGAGGUACGGCCCAGCUGCUGCCUGUCUGCCCGGCGACAGUCGAGUCUUCCUUUUUGGCGGCGAAGGUGAACGCGACACCGCGCUUGCCUCUGUGGUCUUCUGCCAUCUGCGAGCAGACUGGCGUAGGCUGCGUCGGCGGGAGGCGGACUUUUGGCAGUCGGCUGCCCCCAUGAGAACUGCACGCAGCUGGCUCGCAGCGACGGCCUUUCGGGGAGCAAUUCUGGUCGCCGGUGGAUGGGAUGACCGAACUCUCAACUCUUUCAACAGUUACCGACCUCUCAACACUGUGGAGAUGUUUACGCCGCCAGACGCCGGCAGCCCCCUCGGCCAGUGGACAGAACUGGCCCACAUGCAGGAGCCUCGCUGGCAGUUCACUCUUCUCACCUCCGCCAACGCCGUCUUCGCUCUCGGCAACGGUACGAAUGCGACACACCAUUAAAUGCAUUCCCUCUCCUUUUUUCUUUUUCUUUCCUUUUUUUCUUCUAAAUGCGCACUAUGCACCAGCACUGUGUGUUUGUGUGUGCCUUGAGGCUGAAUGGAGCGACCUCACUGGCGGUGCUAUUAUUAUGGUGUCAGGUUAAUUUACCUUUAUAUAGAGUUUUUUUCUGUCUAGUAAACAGUUUUGAAUGCAUAAAAAUUUCUCAUAUCCCACCACAGUGUCUUUUAAAAUCUCGGCUAUAAAAUGACUCCACUGUAAGCCAGUAAAAGACGUUGCCUUUGUCAGGAAUUUUAAGAAAGAAGCCAUAGAAUAUCAAACAACUCAUGCAGCGCUGACAAAAACUGUAUCCCAUUUGACUUAUUCGUCUUCCUUAGGUAGAGGACUGAAGACGGGGAAAUAAUUUUUACACAAUUCACAAUUAAAUGCAUUCUUUCUCUCUUUAAUGCCAUGCAUUGGCUCAGCAUGCGACACCUUCGUUAAUCUGACAUGUUUUUUUCUCUAAAUGGCCACUCUGCAGCAUUUCUGUGAAUACUGCCAAUGCCUCUUUGUUUCCCUCUUUCUUUGUCUUAGAAUUUUCUUUUUCCUAACCGACCUUCAUUAAAAUUAUUUUUUUAACAGGCAACAGGGUAGAGGCCUUCGCAGCCCCAGGAGGUUCAGCCGACCCCGACAACGACUUGACCGCUUGGGUCUGGUCCUCCAAGAUCACAGUGGAAUCGCUCAGCAGGAUUCACGGAGCAGCAAGCAUUCGCAUGUAAACAUCAGCCACUUUCCUGAUUUUUUUAAAAGAAAUAAACGACUUGCAAGUAAAUCUGCGGUGGAGUUCUUACUUUCAAAGAUGUGCGGUGCUCACACGAGGGUCGACCACUUUAGAACGAGGUAUGUUUUCCCGGUGAAUGAAAUGACUUCUUACGACACUGUGGACUGCGUGGGGUAGUUACUAUUUGACGGAGAGAUAUUCGUCCGCUCGAUGUAAUGCGCGGCAUUGGUGAAGUCACAAAUCCAAGGGUGCGGGCUUUGGUACGAACGCCGAAUAGGUACGGAUAAGGAACAUCAAUUUAUAGGACAUUCUCGUCCCUCCAGCAUUAGAAGCGUGUUGGAAAGCCGAUUUUCCUGGACACAGUGACAUGCACCAAGGGAUUUCAAGUAUGAAAAUUGGAUUGCCAGUACGAGAACUAUGUUCGUCAAAGGUGUCGGUUACAUGCAGCAUCCGAAAACGCAGACGGCAGCAGUUUGAGGCUGGGGAUAUAUAUGAGUACGUACUUUGUAUUUACUAAGUGACCGCAUUGGCCGUAAAAGCGUCAUCAAUUCCUAAUCAUGUUCAAACUCACCCGGAAUUGCCCAGCAAAGCCCGAAAGUAAACGAAGCAAAGAUCUGCGUAAAAAGGGACGCAAGUGAGUUAGUUGCUGUUGAUUUGCACAUUUAAAGCAAGUCGUCGUGGGUGAAACAGAUUUGACAUUUCACUAAAAAAUGUCCCCGCAUGUGUAACUGGACAAGGGAAGACUUGUAGCUUCCCACUCUCACGAUCGUCAACACAACCGUUUGCCCUCAUCUUUUUCGGCGCGCAUGCCACGAGUGACUCCGCCUUCGGCCAGCGACGCCGUCACGUCCAUCGGUGUUUUUCUUCAUCAAUUUGCCGCAGAUGGACGAAUUUAGGGAGAAUGAGAUUCGACUGAUAAUUGCGCGUUGAUAAUGCUAGCUCUAACUACCUGCGAUGCUGCCUGUACACUAGAUGAGUCAGUGGUCGUCUUCACCCUGAUAUUGCAUGUUUCCAAGAGAGUUUAACACGGGGCAGCCAAAGUCGUCUACCAAAGGCCUAUCAUUUACUUUUUGCAUGACUUCAUAAAAAUGUAUGUUGGACACACUUCUCGAUAUUGUGAGAAGAACUAACCUACUGGGUGCACUCGUCCCCAAAGAAGAGAGCGACUUUCAGCUGUUAAUUCGAAAUGGUCUUGCGAACCGGAGUGUAUUUGAUAACACAGUAACAACAUCAUCACCAGGUAAUAAUGGACUUGGCAGAGCUAGAAAAAUAUGCUGCAACAUGCUUCCUUCAUAUCAUCGCUUAUCGGCUGUUGCCAACUGUGCUGAUUACUCCUACGGGGAAAGGAUUUCCAGUUUCAGACAAAUGAUAUCAGAGGAUAUUUUGGGAAACGGACGUUCAAAUAUUACCAGGUUAGUCGGAGGGUUGCAGCCCAAGCUAUGAUUAGCCAGAUGGCACUAACUGCGUGUGAAAGCUACACGGCUGCAUAUGCCGCCUGAGCAUGCCUGACGCACAUCCCAGUGGCGUGGAGGCCCACACACCUGGCGAGGUAAAAUGGAUCGAUCACUUGCUUAACGCGCCGCGCAAAAUCGAUCGCAAUACCUGCGUGCUUAAUGCGAUUAGAUUCGCACCUGGACUGCCUCGAGAGAAUGUCGUCAAACUGAGCCGAUUGCGGCGGCGUGCACUCUCGAUGCGCAUUCAGAAUCUAGACAAUUUCAUGCAUUCUUACACACCGAUAUUUCCCUCGUGACUCUUACUGUAGUAUUAGUGCAUCUAUAAUUUUAAAACUGGGAGGUCAUCUUAUCACAAAAGCAGGUUAGGAAACACGUACAUGGCCUAUGCCAGCCACCUCGGCAAGACAGUGGAACAAGUGGCUAUGUAGCAAACAUAAGGGAGACGAAGUUUAGAUUUGAGUUUAGGGUUAAGUUUGGGUUUACUGAUAAACGUCAAGUUGUGUCUCAGAUUAUGACAGGGAGAUAGUUGCCUAUUCUCAACUUUAGGCAUAUAGAUGAUUCCGACCUAGUGGUGUGAAAAAUAUGUAUAGAGAAAUAGGAAUCAAUUCCUUUGGAGACGACAAACAUAUGGGAGCGGAAGAGAUGACGCGGUACCUAAUCUUAUAUCAGGCAUGCUGCUUUAAUAAGAAAAAGAUAGCAAUUGGCAGUUAUUGCAGUUAGAGAGAUAUAUUUGUCUCGGGCGUUCCAUGACAAAUCUUAAACUUCGAUUAAUCACCUUGGUUGGUUUCACGCAUUUACAAAAUAAGUUAUUAGAUUGUAGAAUGAAACUUAUGACUAAAAGUUGAAAAAAUCCCCAUAACUAUGUUCAGAAGAGACAGUGGCGAGUGAACGUUCCUUUCGGUAACUUCUCGUCUGAACAAUACAGUUACAUGACUAAAACACAUCUUCACCUUCGAGAUGAAGUUAUUUUUUGCAAUUUUUCCAUUUACGGGUUAAUUCCUGUGUUAAACCAAGUUAAAUAUAUCUGCUCAUUCUAAGGAUGUUUGCAGAGAUUGAACGUUACAAAAUGAUAUCCGGCAUAAGAAAAUGAAUAAAAUUUGUUUUCUCACACAGUACAUCUAUCUACUUAGCUUGCCAUAGUUCCUUAACGGAAUGCCACUGAGAUUCUGUCGUAAAACUUGCUACUUAUUUUGCGUUUCCAGUAAUUAUUAUUGAAUAACUAACUCUUUUGCCCCUCCGUUCUUAUUUGCCAUGGUAAUUUGGUCGUUAUUUGUUCGUGAACAUCGCCGCCGAGUAUAUGAAAAUUUCUCAACUUGUACGCCACGUGAAGCCUUCUAUCUUUUUAUCAACAGGAGUCCAAUUCGAUCGAACCGCAGGUGGUCUGCACUAAGCCUGCAUUCCUAAGUCAUUGUUAUGACCAGCGAACUUAUUUCAUGCGCGCAAAUGUUUGUGGAUUGUCGCCCCGAUAUUUCCCUUGUAGACUUUAAAUGUAAUACCAUCGGUCUAAGUUUUAUAAAUCUGAGAUAUGACUUCACCGUAGAUAGAGAGUGUAAGUUGACGUAGACCUACAUGAUAGUGUGAAGAGACGGCGUUUAGAGGCAGUGAACAUAUUGGAGAAACUUGUUUAAUAGCAGUUAUUGACCUUCUAUACCAGGCAAUCUGCUCCAAUACAACGGCAGUUGUAUGAAGAAUUGAUUAGAAACAGAUGCACAUACUAGCCUCCGGCCCUUUAUUCCAUAAAUAUGCAAGAAUAACUCGUUAACACUUUGAGCAGUGCGAUGCAAGAAUGUAUUUUGGUAAAGAGGCAGGCCGUGUCUGUGCCUCUUAAAUGCAUGAUUUAGCUUGUGGGGCGAAAAAUGUUACAGUGCUUAAACAUCGUAAGUUCGGAAUGAUUCAGUCUUAUAUGCUCGGACGAAUUACGAACAGCUGCAGAGGAUGUGGAUGCUAUUAUUAUUCACGGUCGUCGGAUAGCGCAUCAAUAUGUUAUUAUCCCUGUACAAAAAUGAAACAAACAACCAAACGAAAUAUUUUUAUUCCUGCAUUGGUCGAGAUAUUGUUCUCACAUAUAAAUGACACUUUUCCGUCAAGUUUAAACUUAAAAAUUAAGUCCUCUUCUGUUAUCAUAUUUAUUCCUUACGGUGGCUGCGUAUUUCUUCAUUUUAGCAGCAUUAUUUUUAAGGAAAAAAAGUUUCAUGCAGUUACUGUAAAUCUGGGUAUUUCAGAGUAGCAGGCCGAUUUACAUUUAAUUUACAAUAAUGCAAUGGGGUUUUGGAAUAUCAUCAAUGCCCAAUCAGUCCUAGUGAAAAUGAAAACAAUACGAACAAGCAACAUAAGUCUUCUGUCGACCACGAAUACAACAAAAUCCAAGGUGUCAAGCCGACUUCGAAAUUACCUGAAUGUUCAGCCAUGUUUUGUGGUUUCGUUUUCUGUCCUAUAAAUAUUGAAUUCUUUCCCGUAAAAUCCCUUUGUAUAAUUAGAGACAACGUACUUAUACAGAGGAAUAAGUUAUAUUCACAAUUAGAUGCUACUUCUGACAUUAAAGCUACUAUGUCUAGAAAGCUCAAACCUUUAUUUCAGUUUAAAUCGCACGAUGGUAUUUGAAUCUGUUUCCCCGCAUCGAGGUCCACAAUGAUAAUGAGCCGAUCUGAAAAUAUGUCAUGACUCCAGAGCACAAGUUACCAAGAACAAUGCCGGCGACCGUGUGGGUCAAAUGGAGACUUCACUGCUCGAGACUGCUUCCUCACAACGAACUCCUCUCCAGGGUCCAGCAGACGCGUGAUGGUUGGAGACAAAUACGUUCCCGCAACAUUGACCUUCAGAGGACAGUCAGGUCCAGAGGCGACGAUGAUGCUCCCUUCAAAGUGUGAUGAUGCGAUAGCCGACCAUUCGCUUUAUAUUAUAUGCAUGUCUUCAUUCUGAGCUCAAAGAUCUCUUUCUUUUGCAGUCCUCCUAGGAGACAACAGUGAACCUUUCGCAGAAGUAUCUACUUGGCUUUUACUAAUGAAGAACCGAAUAUCGCCGAUCCAGUACGCCGCAGCUGAACCGCACUCUCCACACGGAUAGGUCGACUGCUACUAUUUUAGGUGUCCGCAGAAUUAGGAUGCAAACAAGGAAGGUGAGAAUAUAGUUUGUAUUUAACACAGAUGCACAAUUAGUGCCUGCGCGGUCAUGGAUCGGCCAACAAUUGAAGUUUAUCCUGGUGUUCCUGCCUUGUAGGAUCCAUUGAGACCCAUAUUAGUUUUUUGAUUGCCUUUGUCACUGGCAUCGCACCCGACACCUGCAGCUGCGUGAUAUAUUCCUCGAAUGAUGCGGUCUCCCGCUUGAGUCGGUCUUCCUAAUCUCAUCACAUCCACUUCGUCUGACCUGAUCUGAUUCGCCAACUAAGAUAAUGGUCUCGCUCGUUUUGGCUUGGACGGAAUGUGAUAUAAGAAAGGGAAUUGUAGAAAGAUGUGAAGCCCAACGCUCCUAACCACUGUACCAGGGGCUCGUUACCCUGUCGGUUAUGGUCGGGCAACAGUCGUAAUAAACUACUGAAAUUUACUCUGCACGAAUCAUGAAAUGUCUGCAGAUUUCAGAAAACACUGCACAAAAACUGUUCAUAUCCGAAGUUGCUUAUACAGAAAGAACACCUGCGUACACUUUGACACAAAUGCACAAAUGCAUCCCAUAUUUUAUAAAAAAUCCAAACCGCCUAGUAUGCAGGCUUUUUGCAUAUUUGAUGAAUUUGUUCACAUCUUGGCACGACGAGACAAUCUGAUGUUCAGGAACAUUCAGAGGUUGCACAGAGAUAUUAUACACCCUCACUCGCAUUCACAUCGAAAUUUGACAGUACCAAACAGUCCAGAGGCGGCAGAUAUCAUAUCUUGAAAUAGAUAAAGCAGAUGCACGCGGGGUGAGUGGCAAAAUCGCAGGCAAGAACUGGACUGUUGGUAAAAGCCUUAUGGUUCACUGUCGUAACAACGUGGAUAAAGUUUGUUCACUGUUUCUUUGGCCUGCUAGAUGGAGACUGGGGCAGAUUGAGUUUGACUUGAAUUGAUCAGAAUUUCUGAUAAAAUCAUCAUUGUUAGAACAUUGAAUUACUGCUUCAAAUAUCAAAAAGGUGGUCGUCUUGGAAAAUAAGUUCACGCUUAGUAGGCAUACGGAUUUCGAGAUGCAGUAAUGUCGACACCUCUAGAUGAAGGAGUGAAAAUGUACAAAGUUAACAGUGUUUAUAGGUGUCGCAAGGGCAAUUAAGUUAUUAACACUCCUCUUACCCACGCCGCCCGCAUGAUGAGGUCGGCGGAUUUUGGUCCUUAGAGCUGGGGGAGGGGGGUAAGCGAGUCGUUGAUGAGCAAAUAAGUGGGCCGUGUGGAUGAUGGAGGGCCGAGGUAGAACGACUUUAUCCGCCAACCUAGCCGUUGCUUCUGCGGUAGUGGAUAAUGGAUUAGUCAUCAGUGAAGGCAGCCUGUAAAGUGCACGGGUACUCGGAUUUCGUGAGUAAAGUGUUAGAAAAAUAAAAUGAUACUACUUCACAGGUGUGGAUAUGAACACUUAGUAGCAUUUGUGCAUGAAAUGUCAGUAACACCAAACAAAUCGUGACUGUCAUCAACUGGCAAUCAACUCUCGUCUGUGGUUCACCGCGGCUAGGGUCUGCCACGUAGUGACACGCCGGUAACCACCUCUACCAGCAGGGUUUAACCAGAGGAAGGCUAUCCUGCGAUCUUUGGCCCCAUAUCCGACAGCUAUGUUUCUAACCCAUUUCCCUCUUCUUUCCCAUCCCUUUCUUCCCCAUCUCCCCUUCCUCCUCUACGCCCCACUUCGAUUUCUCCCAUUCCACACCCACAUCCACUUAAAACGUCCCGCGGAUAGCACAACACGAAAUCCAAUAGGCGACUCAAAAUAACUCGGGUUACUUUCGACAAAACCAAGUCGUGACACAAAGUGGAGUUCGGUAACCCUAUGGGACGUCUCAGAAGCCAUAUUUGCGGAUAUCAAAAAAUACCCACGCGCUGGAGGACGACUAGAAAAUGCAUCCUCAACAACUGCCGGUCAUCUGCACGCAGACCGUGUUUUGUUGAUACAGAACUUAUGACCGACAAACAAAACGUAAAUACGACAACCCUUGCUAAGCUCUGCCAAGGAGUCAGACUCCAGUAAUCAUAACUACAUGGUGGGUUAAACCAGAUGAAGUUUUUCCUCUGAUGUAUAGCGCGCAUUUGGCAGCCAUGUUCUCAUCCUAUUCCCUCUUCUUUCCUUUCCCUUGUUUUCCCUCAUCCACUUCCCUUCAUUUCCUCACCGCCAUUUCCCCCCUCCUCCUCCUUCCCACUUCCACUUAAGACGUCUCAGGUUAAGGGCAACAUGCAAUCCAAUAGGCGACACAGAUUGGCUACGGUUACUUUUAACUAAACGAAGCUUAGACACAUAAUGUAGUUCAAAUGCUGUCUGGGACUCCUCAGACGUCCUAUUUACGGAUAUCAAUAACUGCUUACUCCAGGGAAGCUAGUUGAAAAAGGUACCCUAAAUAACUAUUGGCAUCACGUCAUCCGCUCUCUGACGGUGACUCGUAGAUAAGAAGUGUCGAUUGAAAAGCAAAAGGAAACAACGACGAGCCUCGUCCUCCCCCUCUCCAAGGUACGAAAAAGGCGCCUUGGGUGAGUACACUCAAUCUGACAGCCUGAAAUUUCCGUACCCCUUUAGACAAUCCAAGCUGCAAGCGGCUAAAACGAAGGACGACGCUAGUUGAUUGGGAACCGGUGCGCUGCAAAUUGGACGCUGCUGCUCUUGCCGAGGCCCAGUUCCCCGUGUAAAGCCGAGUGGUUGAGGUGCGUACUGGUCACACCUUCUUCUGGAGCGACCACCCAACGACAGAGUGUUGCUACGCAUGAUAUCCAAGAAGCCAUCGCUUAAAUACCGCCCUGUCUGAUACAGCGUGUCAACGAGCACUCCCUGAACCUGCGUCGACAUCUUCGGGAUGCCAAAUUUGUUACUACCGUCAGUGUCUACGUCCCCACCCCCCAAUGACCAGUUCCAACGCGACGAGGACCACGAUGGGGUGGCCACUUCGUGAGGAUGUACGAUGAGAGACUACCAAAACGAAACGGCGAUUAUGCGGCAAUCGCUACCCCCUGCUGCAUGCACUUUUUCUUCUUGUCCUUGUCAACGGCACCAACUGGAAACUGUGGAAAACCUUGCCUAUUUUGGUAGCACCAUGCAAGCUUGCAUCGAAACCGACAAUGAAGUGGCCCACUGGGUCCCAAAUACCAGUUAUAGUUUUCAUCUCAACACCAAGCUCAUGACAUAUAAUUAUAUUUUCUGGAUGACGCUCCCGUAUGGUCCAGAGAGCUUGACCAUCUACAGGAAAAAAACGCGGAAUUACAACCACAUUUAUCUUAUUUGACUCCUGCGGAUUCUCAACCGGAGAUGCAGGGCGAAAUUCUAGACUUGUAAGAUUUGGAGCGCAAAAUAAUCCUUAGCAAUCACGCUAUGUAAAGGGAACUACAGCUACGAUGGGGCGGCCACUUGGUGUGGGUGUAAGAUGGACGACAAAGAAAGCAGAACUUCUAUGGAGAGAUGGCCGGACGUGCACGUUGGCAAGGAGGUAAGAGAUUCCGCUGCAAGAAUACUCAAUGCGAUUGCAAUUCAAGGCAAAUCAUGGAGAGACCGAGGUAAGAACUCACCGGGUUAAAGAAGGAGAGAGAAUUCCGGAGCGGAAACAUACAAAGCCAACGGGAGCGUAGCUAUCAAAGCCAAAAUGUGAGUACAUGAAUGUAAGUCAUCCAAGACUCUCAACAACGAAGGGGGGAGGCAGGUGGAACGGCCGGCUGGUGGUCUGACAGUCAGGCUGCAAUGACUCCUUCUUAAUGUUGCCCUUAUUGCACUCUCACUGCGUGGGAUCCGAGCAGGAUGGGGGCUGCACGCCCAAGUGCGGCUUCGGCCGUCGCAGACCCCAUUCUCUUUGUUGGUCGAAAGCGUGGUUAUUGGUUGUGUGAACAAGGGGGAAUCACAACCACUUUCAUCUGAGUUGUCUCCUACGGAUACUCAACCUGAGGUGCAGGGCGAAAUCCUAGACUUGUAAGAUUUGGAACGCAAUAGAAACCUCAGCAAUCACGCCAUUUAAAGGCAACUACAACUACGAUGGCGGGGCCACUUUGUGUGUGGCACACGAAAAUCAGCUCUUCUCAACACUGUGCUCCACCAUUACAAAUGCCCGAAUCUGUUAAGUGACCCGCUCUGACAGUCGGCUGAUGCACAGAAUAAAGUAAAGUGAGUGAUGCCGGCUCUCAGCGCCUAAUUCCUUCUAAUAAAAAGUCACACGCGCAUCAGGCUAUCACGGUGCGCUAAAAACUGACUUGAAAGGGUACCAACUUGUGCAUCAAAUCCUGCCAAGCAGUCAGUCUAGCUGUGCUUUUUCUUCAGUCAAUCUGCUGCGUAACUGCUGAUGAUUGUGAGGUUUUAAAUUUCACGAUAGUUUUGCUCAAAGCGGAUUUCGAAGAGCAUCACAGUUUAAGACGAAUAAUAUUUAAAGUAUUUUAAGAAAAGGACUUUCAAAUAAUACCCCGGUCAGUCAGUGGGUUGCAACCCCAACUAUGAUUAGCGAGAUGGCACUAUGUGCGUGAGAAAGCUGCACGGCUGCAUAUGCAGCCUGAGCGUGCCUGACUUGGCGUGGAGGCCCGCACACCCGGGGAGGUAAAAUCGAUCGAUCGCUCGCUUUACGCGCCGCGCACCAUCGGUUGGAGUACAGGCAUGUGGCUUUCUGGAGAUGGUCGAGCACCUAAUGCCAUUAGAACCGCACCUGGACUGCCUCGAGAGAAUGUCGUCAAACUGAGCCGAUUGCGGCGGCCUGCGCUAUCGACGCGCGUGUGCGUCAUUAAGGGCCUCCACGUCACCAACACAGCUCAUGAGCGAUAACGACGUUGGCCUAUCUUUGCUACGAAUCAUAUUAGCUUAGUGCACUGAUUUUGUGCGCAAUUAACUGUGUUAAAACAAGUAAAAUAUCUCCGCCCAUUCUUAGUAUUUUUUCCAGCGAUUAAGUAAAGAAGGAGAGAGAAUCCUUGAGCGGCAACAUAUAAUACCGAUGGGAGCGAAGCUUUCAAAACCAAAACGUGAGUUCAUGAAUUUUAGUCGUCCAAGACUCUCAACAACGUAAGGGGGAGGCAGCUAGAGCGGCCGGCUUGUGGUCUGAGAGUCAGGCUACAAUGACUCCUUCUUAAUGUUGCCUUUAUUGCACUCCUACUGCGUGGGAUCCGAGCAGGAUGUGAGCUGCACGCCGGAGUGCGGCUUCGACCGUCCCAAACCCAAUUCUCUUUGUUGGUCGCAACCACUUUCAUCUGAGUUGUCUCCUGCGGAUACUGAACCUGAGGUACUGGGCGAAAUUCUAGACUUGUAAGAUUUGGCACGCAAUAUAAACAUCCACAAUCAUGCCAUGUAAAGGCAAUUAUAACUACGGUGGGGUGGCCACUUGGUGUAGGUGUAAGAUGAACGGCAAACAAAACAGAUGUGCACGCUAAAAAGGAGGUAAAAGCUCCCGCUGCAAGGGUAUUCAAUGUUAUUGUAGUUCAAGAAGAAUUCUUGAGAAGAUUGAAGUAAGAACUGACCGGGCUAAAUAGGCAGAGUGAAAGCUGAAGCAGUAACACAUAACACCAACGGGAGUGAAGCUAUCUAAGUCAAAAGGUAAGUUGCUGAAUCUCAGGCGUCCGAGAUCAUUAACGACGUACGGGGAGAGGCAUGUCGUGUGUGUGUGUGUGUGUGUGUGUGUGUGUGUGUGUGUGUGUGUGUGUGUGUGUGUGUGUGUGUGUGUGUGUAUGGGUUUUCCCUCAGAACGGGCCACGUGUGAGAUGCGCUGGACCAACACGGGGGCCACAUCGUACUCUGGCAGGCGUUAUCUGUGCGCAAUAGCAAAUUCCAACAGUUGCGGGGUGCGCUGGCGGACCAUGUUGUCGGCAAUCGUCGAACAACCGGACCACUGCAACCACUUCAUUGUUUUGUGGUCAAAAUCCUGGUCAUUUGUGUGUGGACCAGGGGCGUGGAGUGGAGCGCCAAGGUGAGGAUCCGUCCGAACCAUCCACCUGCGGCCUCCCUCGUCUCCGGUCUUCUUGACUCUGUCUUGACACAGGGCCCAGACGAGGGAGGAGGAGAGAGUGUAGGUAGAUGCAGCGCAAGUCUACCGGCACUAUAAACCCAUGCGCAAGUCACCGUCCCUGCUCCUAACGCUGCUGCAGCUGUGGGGCACACGGUGGACAUCAUCGAAGUCGAUGGUCAAACUGUCGUGUGUAUGGGUGUGUGUAUGUGUGGGAGGGGGUUGUAGGGGUGUAAGCGGUGGGUUCACGUGAUGGUCGUAGUGGUCGUUCAUUUGCUUGCAGGUGAGACUACGCCUAGCGUCCAUUUGCUGGCACCCAACUCUCACCUGUGGCUCAACGUAGCUGGACUCUGCUCAGCGGCCACACUCCGAGCAACCGCCUCGACCGGCGAGCUAAACCAGGUGAGGGCGGUUACCCCCUGUGCGCAUCGUGCCAGGUGCACAGGGUACUGCGGACUCCGCUGGACGGUUGGUCGAAUGGAACACCGUGUCGGCGCCGCCAUGAAGAGGCUUCGCCUACGCCGUUGGUCAGCUGGUUGGUGGAAGGUCGCAUCGGCAUUGUCGAGACGAGGCUCCGCCUGGUACGUAGUUGGUUAGCCGGUGGGAUGGAUCUUCUAAUCGGCAUCGCUCACUCGCGCCCAUCUGGUGCACCGUAGGAGAUUACAGGCUUACGGCAAUGUCGUAAGCCAUUGGCAAACUCGAGUCGUUCUUCCACUGCCAAAGAGGGGGCCUGGAAAAGCUGGCCUAAAAAUUGCUGGGGAACCACGUCGUAUGCAGGCGCACCGUGGUCGCAGACGCAAAACUGACGGUUGAAACAACCAAAAUCGAAACAACAACAACAACAGCAACGACAACAACAACAACCAUACUCAUUCUCCUCAUCCUAUCUCUUCUUCCUCUUCUGUCUAUUCAUCUGCCUACUCUUCUCCUUCGUUAUCUUCUUCUCCACCUCCUUCCCGUCGCCAUACGCGUAUUCCCCAGACUGGCAGGGUGAGUCCGCUCACUCUGGCAGCCUGUAAUGUUUGUUACCUUUUAGACAAUCCGAAGAGCAACCGACCGGAACGGAGGACAGCGCUCGUGGCACGAGAACUGACGCGCUACAAGGUGGACAUGGUCGCACUCAGCGAGACUCGAUUCUUCGAACAAGGCCAAUUGGAGGAGGUGGGAGCCGACUACACCUCCUUCUGGAGUGGUCGCCCCAGGUCCGAGAGACGAGACGCGGGUGUCGCCUUCGCCAUCCAGAACGACAUCGUGGGACGAAUGCCCAGCCUACCGAAGGGCAUCAACGAUCGCCUGAUGAGCCUCCCUCUGCCUCUGCAGCGGGGGGGGGGGGCAAAUUCGCAGCCAUCAUCAGCGCCUACGCUCCGACGAUAACCACCCCCGAGGCCGCCGCAAGAGACAAAUUCUACGAGGACCUGCACGCCCUCUUAGCGACUGUGUCGAAGGUGGACAAGUUGAUUGUCCUCGAUGACUUCAAUGCCCGUGUCGGCACAGACCAUGCUGCCUGGAGCGAAGAGCUGGGUCCUCAUGGUCUCCGCGGCUCAAACUACAAUGUUCUGCUGCUCCUCCGCACCUGCGCAAAACACCGCCUCAUCCUGACAAACACCUUCUUCUGUCUACCGGAGCAAGGGAAGGCCACCUGGAGGCAUCCUCGAUCGCGUCAGUGGCACCUACUGGACAACGUCCUCGUCCGGAGGCGAGAUCACCGGGACGUGCUGGUGACGAAGGCGAUCGCGGGUGCUGACGGGUGGACCGACCAUCGCCUCAUCAUCUCGAAGAUGCGUAUUCGCCUACAGCCCCCCAGGUGA
This is a messenger RNA of Spirometra erinaceieuropaei, 15297 nucleotides long. NCBI's taxonomy places the organism in Eukaryota, Metazoa, Platyhelminthes, Cestoda, Diphyllobothriidea, Diphyllobothriidae. The record is from the annotation of a GenBank genome assembly.